CCAACAGCUUUUAUAUCCCUUUUGGGAAUGAUUAAUGUGGUCAUGUUCUCGGUCAGUAGCUGUCGGGAUAUUGUCGUGCAAGCCGAAGAUUUUACUCACGCUCUUAAUAUUCGUGCUCUGUUUUUCGCCGGAACUACGAUGGUCAGCAUUAAACCCUUCACCUUCAGCACUUUACCAAACCUUGAGAUACUCUCUUUGGAAUACGGAUUACGCCAAACGUUGGCAAAUUUAAUAGUGCCACCCGACUAUUACGAGUAUCUACAUAAGCUGCACUGCAGCUGUGAGUUUGCCGAGUAUCGUAGCUGGCUGCAGUCGCACGUCAUCAACCGAAUGCACUUCCGGCUGCCCGACGAAAUGCAUGACUCGAAUACGACGGUGCAGUCGUUUUGCAAAGAUACCGUGUCCGAUUCCGGAGCGAUAUUCACCGUGGACGUUAAGGAGUACAACAUUGGAUGGUCUACCGAAUGGCUAUGCUUGAACAAGGAAGACCUUUAUCUACCUACUGACUGUGGCGCCAACCCUGCUCGUGUUAGCGCAUCAAUCAUUAAUUUUGAGCAAACCAACUACUCAAUCAACGCUCCAAGCUGCGAGAAAGCGGUCUUGCGAACAUGCCUGACAACGUCGCCCACUUCACAUGAAUGCUACGCUAAUCAAACAAAGCCGAUGGAAAACGACUGGACGUCACUUCUUAGUCAACAGAUUCUAAGGGAACGGCGCUCGGAGCUGACCACAUCAGCAGUUGAUUCCGCUGGCGUUAUGUACCACUAUGACGAUCAGGCGUUGAGUGCCGAUCCUCCAUCGGAAUCCGGGCAUUUACCUGAUGACAGAUUUUGGCCGAAUAAUGGAAAAGACCUUCCCUAUUUAAUCAACAAUUUCGAUAGUGUCGACUUUGCCGAAAUUCAGGAUGCUUUGAGUUCUAUUUCCUCGCAGACUUCGUACUGCAUAACAUUCAAAACCAGGACUGAAGAAGAUGAUUACAUUGUAUUCUCACCAGGAAACAGAUGUCAGUCACGUGUGGGUAGACAAGGCGGUCAGCAGAGUAUCACAUUAACGCAAGCAUGCAUUUUCCGCGGUGCCAUUCAGCAUCUUGUUCUUCAUGCCCUGGGGCUCUUUCACGAACAUCAUCGUGCUGAUCGUGAUGGUUACUUGCACAUUUACCUGAAUCGUACGGAACUUCCACCGGACAGCGUGGUGUUCCGCAAACUCCCGCGGAUGCCCGAUUAUGGUACAGAAUACGACAUGGAAUCGAUAAUGCAAUCCGGUGCAUUUGACUUUGCCGACCCUAGAAACCCGGAUCUGCCGGUAUUCCUUCCGAAAGUGACUUCACCAAAGAAACAAAGGCGCCUUCAAAUGGGGCAAAGGCGGACAUUGAGUGCAAAGGACAUUGUUGAGCUGCAUACUGCCUACAAUUGCACGGUGCGGCGGACUAACGCAGAUGCUUUCGACCCACUCCCGAAGUUCGAUAAGAGCCCUCUUUCCCAGGAGACGUGUUCAACGUUAUCUAAGCUGAAACGCGGCAAUAAUGCCUUUCUUCAAAAUCAGUGCUCCAAGAGAAAUUUUAUACUGCUUGUAUGCAACAACAGUACUACAGCGGCGGAUUGGAAAAAAGUUGCAACGACCGUUGCUGGCUUACCCUUACGCGCCAUUGCGUUAAUGUGGGAGGAUGGCCCACAAAGAUAUGAAGCACCCGAUGCAUUCCGAGCCACUCGGAUGCUUAUUAUAUCAUGGUUCGUGCAAAGAUAAACAUUGUACAUCAAUACUUCCGGUCGUCGGUUUUGUGAACCUCGUGAACCUAAUGAUCUUUCAUAGUAACGAUUUAAUCAUCAAGAAAAAGGCUUUCUGUGGGUUGAACAAGUUGCGGACGUUAAGAUUCAGUGUGACAACUAUACAAAGUCUGGAGGCGGGAACCUUCAGUAAUCUGCCGCAUCUGAAAGUGCUGAGUUUGGAACAUGAAAUUCUGCGUAAUAUUUCUGUUGAAGUAAAUACCAAUAGCCGUCUGAGUAUCAUCCAUCGACUAGAAUAUUUGCAAAACCUGCACUGUAGCUGUGAUUUUGCCGAGUUCUGGUUGUGGAGAACAAAUGGUGUGGCAUGGCGUGGUAAAUUGGAAAACGAACAGUUUAUGCUUGUUGACAACAUCUUCGCCGAUGGCACGUACGGGAGAAACAGCCUCUUCGUUCCAGUAGAUUGUCUGACAAAUCUUACGGCGGAUCUGCACAAAGCCUUUAACUUUGAUCAGCUGGAGUAUUCCAUUAACGAGCCGUUGUGUGAAAACAAGAUCGCGCCAUCUGUACGAUUUUGUGAAAGGAAUAUUUCCUCGAGGAUGUACGUCAAGCGACUGGAUAAAGCAGCACGGCCGAUGAACCAGUCAGUUUUACCCAGCCAGUCGCCGUCUGUAGUCGCGCUACCAUCCCCGAUUAACGUAGCCGACGGCAAACUCGAGUCCCACGCUAAAUCUCACACCUGGAUUUAUGGUGGUAUUGGGGGGAUAGCUGGCUCAAGUAUUGUAUUUGCUCUAGCCUUCUAUGUCGCUCGAUGGGCUUUCGGAUUUCGAAUUCGUCGUACAAGAAACGCAAGCUCCAUGAAGCGAGAUCACGCGCAUCUAGAAAGUACUGAUAGUGUGGCUGCCGAAAGCACAGUGUAUUCCAUCCCACCAAUUGAACUACCUUGUCGAAAUCAAGGUUACAAUGAUGGAUUGUCAGAAGUCGAGCCCAUAACCAUAGAAAACACACUGCGGCUUGUGUCCGACAUUGUGUAAAUUCAAGAGAAACCUUGUCCAAGUCGAACCGGGAACUUUGUGCUGCUGAAAAUUUGAUAACCUUUUUCGUGGGCAGUGUCGUUCCUUAUAGUGUGCUCCGUUAGGACGCCUAAUAUUACUACCGACUGGUAACAGCUCCUUAUCGAAUUGACUCUCUUGACCAGCCAAAAUUCUUUUGCCUGCAAAACAAAAGUCCUUGCUUUUGAGUCUAGUUUAUUUUAUAAAAUAAAUUAUUCAUUGUCA
Molecule: messenger RNA, 2998 nt
Organism: Paramacrobiotus metropolitanus
Lineage: Eukaryota; Metazoa; Tardigrada; Eutardigrada; Parachela; Macrobiotidae
Exons: 7
Coding region: 28-1743 (571 amino acids)
Biological process (GO): proteolysis
Molecular function (GO): metalloendopeptidase activity; zinc ion binding
Source: RefSeq, a predicted model, not a curated record